Molecule: messenger RNA, 6923 nt
Organism: Anoplophora glabripennis (Asian longhorned beetle)
Lineage: Eukaryota; Metazoa; Arthropoda; Insecta; Coleoptera; Cerambycidae
Exons: 13
Coding region: 206-6673 (2155 amino acids)
Molecular function (GO): ATP hydrolysis activity
Source: RefSeq, a predicted model, not a curated record
AACUUACGUGAUUCCCCUGCCACAGCAGGAAAUUGGGUUUUCACACGUAGGGAUUCUAUUAAAAUAGAACUCGUUGUAUAGAAGACGUAGUAUAUCAGAAUAUCAGAUUAUUUCACUUUGAGUGUAAUAUACUUUCGUUGAAAUUUAUUUUUGUAGCUAGCAUUUUUUGAAAUUAGUGCAUCAGCAACAGCAGAUCAAUCGAAAAAUGACAUCCAAAGAUGAUUUAUCAAAACAGACUAAGAAUCUUAAAAUCAAAGAUGAUACGUUUAUAAACAUUCUACUACUUGGCGAAACAGGAGUAGGAAAAUCCACAUUUAUAAAUUCCAUUGCAAAUUAUUUACAACAUGCUGAUUUUAAAAAGGCAGAAAAAGAGGAUUUGUUGAAGUUGAUACCUUCGAAGUGCAAGGUGCAGGACAAACAUGGUAAAUCUCAUGUAGUCCAGAUUGGGUCUGAAAAUGAUCAAAAUGAAUGUCUUGAUACUGGGAUGUCGGCAACCCAAGAUGUAAAAUCAUAUGUGUUCCCUAUAUGGAGUGGUACACUAAAAGUCCGAUUGAUCGACACUCCAGGAAUUGGCGACGUUAGGGGUAUCGAGCAGGAUAACAUAAACUGUGACAAUAUUCUCAGUUACAUCGGACAACUUCAUGAAUUACAUGCGGUUUGCUACCUUUUCAAACCGACAAAUCCUAGGAUAACAGUUUAUUUUGAAUAUUGCAUGACUCAGAUUCUCUCGCGUCUAGAUAAAUCGGCUAGUAAAAAUAUCAUUUUUAUUUUCACAAAUACCAGAGGUACCGAUUAUGGACCUGGUGAGACUUUUCCGAGUCUGCAAAAGGUUAUUAAUGAUAUAAAAUCGAGGCCACCACACGUGGACAUUCCCCUGAGCAAGAACGUGUUCUGUUUUGACAAUGAAGCUUUCCGGUAUUUGGCUGCUAUUAAACAAAAUAUCGAAUUUGAAAAUUCGAUAAAACAAAGAAAUUUGGAGAGUUGGAAGCGUUCCGCUGAACAGUGCAACAAGUUAAUAAAGUACAUUGUGGGAGAUUCAGAACAGCCUCCGCUGAAGCCACAUUUCAUAAAAAGCACAACUGCGAUCAAUGAAGCCCGUAGACUUAUUGUGCAGCUGUCUCAGCCACUUGCUGAAAUAUCUCAACUUAUCAAUGACAAUUUAUUUGUUCUGCGAAGGCAUGAGGAGGAUUUAGAUUUGAAUUCUAGCACUUUAGAAGAAUUGAGGCAAAAACUGUACAUGCCCGUUAUCGAUUUAGAUGUAAUAAAAUUAACUCAACCUGUUACAGUCUGUGCUAGCAAAGGUUGUGCGGAAAUAUAUAAGGUAGGAGAAAUGCAUAAAUGGCAUUAUAAACAAAGAUGCCACGAUCCCUGUUAUCUCACAAAUGUUCCUAAAGAAAUAAUAGGCAGUCCUGAACUGGUAAAUUGCGCCGCUAUCGACCGCUCCACAAAAGCAUGCAUACAAUGUCAGUGUGAUUUUUCAGUGCAUAUGCAUGUGUAUUUUCUAACAAAAACGGUAGAUAGAAAAAUAAUCGACAACAAUAUAAAACAAAAUAUAGACAGUAAAGAGACGAUUUUGCGGAACGUUAGGAGGUUGAUACAAGAUAUUUCUAUAAAAAAAGAUGAACUACAGAAGGAGCACAGCACAAUUAUCAAAGCAUGUGCUAGAUUUGCACAUUUCUUGCAGAAUAAUGCCAUCACACCGUUCAGCGAUUCUUAUAAGGAAUAUAUUGAAUAUUUGAUUAUACGUGAGAGAGCACUGGGUGUCUUGUCGAAGAUGUCCGUUAUUCAUCACUUACAAAAAGUUUUGCAAGAAUACGAGGAAGCCAAACAGUCCUUCGAUGAGGCCCUCGCAAUACAAAAGAAACUCGGUGAAACCGAUACGCUGGUAACACCUCAGAAGAUUCAGGACAGUAUACAGGAAUUAUAUAAACUGAAACACAAUGGUAAGAAGAUUAAGGAACUUUAUGAGUGCCAGAAGAGGUCACGUGGUAAGGAGCAUAAGAACACGGAGUAUGUCCAUGAGGUGUUAGAGCAACUAGAGGAGGACAGAACAAAGAAAGAGAAAAAGGAGGGUAAUAAAAACGUGAAUAAAAAUACGUUUCAGCAGAAAAAUAAGAACGUUAAUAAAUCAGCUGAUGCAAACCAGAGGAGCUACAACCAACAGCCAAGAGGAAGAGGCCAGUCGCAAACUCGGGACAGGGCAAGAAAUCGGAGUCCACCCCCAGCGUAUCAUGAUGUACCUCCCACAAGACCAUAUCAUCCUCCCCCACAGAACCCAUCGUAUGAUUACCAAGAUUAUGGUAGACCAAACUAUCCUCCUCAUAGCUAUCCCGGGCCACAGUUCCCUCCCCACGAUGCUGCUUGGCCAAAUUAUGGUUAUCCAGGUCAUUCAGGAAACUACCAUCCAGGUUAUCCACCACAUCAACCUUACGGAGAUCAAAGACCCGAUUACAGAUAUGAUCGGAAUGCUUACGAUGCAAGGCGUGAUGGACGAGACAUGCCUCAGCGUGACAGAGAUGGAUACAGCACUGACGGCUACGAAUUUAAAGUAACGGUAAACAGGCCACCACAGGGUCAGCCAGGACCUCCAGGAAAUUUUCCCCCACCACAUUCUGCGCCUCCUAGGGACCCUUACCAACGAGGUUUUUACCCACCCACACCUCGGCAUUAUGCUGAACCUCCGCAUUUCAGUGGCAGACCUUACGAUGAUUACCACAGCCAAGCUAACAUGCCCGGACCAAGGCAAUAUCAGAGGCCGUCACAAAACAGGCCUCCACAUAGUUACACCGAUAAUAGGGGACAAAAAAAUUUUAGGGGAGGGAGAGGACAAAAAAACACCAACCAAAAGUUUAAAAACGUUUCUCCUAAAAAGAAGAACGUGAAUGCAGAUAGUGACUCAGAUUCUAAUUUGGAUUAUAUUUGUAAGCAACCUUCUUCUUUAGCGACCUUGAACAAGAGUUCGUCUAAAGAAAUUAUGUUUUGUUUAAAUGAAUUGUCAGAAAAAACAAAGAAUGUCACAACCAAGGACAACACAUUUAUAAACAUCCUAUUACUUGGAGAAACAGGAGUAGGAAAAUCCACAUUCAUAAAUUCAAUUAUAAAUUAUUUAACAUACAGUGAUUUCAAAAUAGCUGAGAAACAGGAGCUAAUAGCAUUGAUCCCAUUAAAAUAUACAGUACAGGAUAAGUAUGGAGAAUAUCAUACAAUCCAAACUGGUCCCAAAGAUCAAAAUGAAUGCCUUGACACAGGUAUGUCGGCAACUCAAGAUGUGAAAUCGUAUGUAUUUCCUAUAAGAAAUGGUGCUAUGAAAAUCCGUUUAAUUGAUUCACCAGGAAUUGGUGACGUAAGAGGCAUCGAUCAGGAUAAUACGAAUUGUGAGAAUAUUCUUAGUUAUGUUGCACAAUUUGAUAAACUGCAUGCAAUUUGCUAUCUGUUUAAACCUACAAAUUCCAGAAUAACAAAUUAUUUUGACUAUUGCUUGACGCAGAUUCUCUCACGUUUAGAAAAAUCGGCCAGUAAGAAUAUAAUUUUUAUUUUUACAAAUACCAGAGGCACCGAUUACGGCCCAGGGGACACUUUCCCCAAUCUAGAGAAAGUUGUCGAUGAUAUAAAAUCAAAACAUCAUGUGGACAUUCCCCUGGACAAAAAUCUAUUUUGUUUUGACAAUGAAGCUUUCCGUUAUUUGGUUUCAACGAAAAAAAAUGUUCAAUUUGAUGAUUUUAUAAAGCAAAGAAAUAGCGAAAGCUGGGAUCGAUCAGUUAAACAAUGUAAGAAUUUGAUAAGAUAUAUUAUUGGAGACUAUAAAAACGAUCCAUUGGAACCCCAUUUCACAGAAAGUACAAAUACCAUCAAUGAAGUCAGGAGACUUAUGGUACAGUUUUCGAAACUACUAUCUGAAAUAUCUCAACGUAGAACUGAAAAUGAUUCUGUUGCUCAAAGACAUAAAGACGAUCUAGAUAUAGAAUCUCUUAGACUGAGUGAACUCAAACAAAAACUUUAUGUUACUGUUACUGAUAUAGAAUUAAUACCGUUAAGCUAUCCUGUAAUGGUAUGUGCUAACAGCAAGUGUACGGAAAUAUACAAGGUAGGAGAAACGAAUAAAUGGCAUUACAAACAAGUAUGUCAGAGUCCAUGUUAUCUCAGUAAUACUUCCAAUCAAAUAAUUGGAAGUCCUGAACUGCUAAAUUGUGAAGUCAUUGAUUGCUCAACAAAAGCAUGUAAGAUGUGCGAUUGUGAUUUUUCCUCGCAUAUGCAAGUUUACUAUCUAACACUAAAGGAAAAAAGCAAAAUAGUUGAUAAUAAUGUAAGAGAAGAGAUACAUUGUAAAGAAAAGCUUCUAGUAAAUACCAGGAGCCUUAUAAUGAAAUGCCACAAAGAGAACGAUGAACUAAAGAAGGAAUAUAACACCAUAGUAGAAAUUUGUACGAAAAUUGCUCGUUUCUUAAAACGCAAUGUAAUUGUACCAUUUAGUGACUCCUAUAAGGAAUACAUGGAAUAUUUGAUUAUGCAGGAGAAAUCGCUAGGGGUCUCAUCAAAUGCCUCUGUCAUUCAACAUUUGCAAAAGCUUAUACAAGAAUAUGAACCAGUCCAACAAAUCUUUAAUCAGACACUAUCAUCAUCAACGAAUGUUAGCGAAGAGGACAUUUUUAUAAGACCUCAGAAUAUCCUUGAAAGCUUACAGGAAUUGUAUGAAUUAAAAUAUAAUGGUAUAAAAAUAAGAGAAUUCUGCCAAAAAGCGUCUUGCACCAAAAGAUCUAAGCGUACAGAGUAUGUUCAUGAGGUGUUAUUACGACUUGGCGACGACUGGAGUAAUAAUAAUGGAAAAAAUGGAACUAAAAUUGAAAACGAAACCAAAAUUCAAUUGGAAAUUGGAGAUAUAGGAAGAGACACGGGGCAAAGUUACAGAAGAUAUUUUAGAAGAACAAGAGGGAGUGAAUCAAAAUCACGAUCUACAACAAGAAGUUUAUCGAGAAGUCAAGGCAGUGAAUGUGACUUACAUUCGAGAGACAGUGGAAGUGAUCAAUCACAGACUAAUUCUAAAGAGAGAGGUCAACGGUCGGCUCAAGGUAGUGAAACAGACAAGUUUCAAUUGCAAGAGAAUGACAACAAUCAGACUCAGAAUCAGCCUACAUCAAGAGGUCGGAAGCGAGGCAGAGGAAGAGGUCAGAUGCGAGGCAGAGGAAGAGGCCAAUGGCAAAAUAGAAGAAACCAGUCAGGAACAAGAAACAAGCAAGCAAGAAGCCAAACAGGAUUUGAAGUUGGAAGAAGAGACCAAUCACAAUCUCCAGAUAGAGAAAGUGUCCAAUCACAAACAAGGUCUAGGCCAAGGAGCUGUACUCGAGAAAGAAGAAGCCGGUCACAAUCUCCAGUCAGAGAAAUACACCAAUCACAAAUUCCAUCUAUGACAAUAUACCAGUCUCGAACUGAAAACAAUGGAAAUUAUCAAUCACAGUUUCAGGAUCAGGAAAAUGAUCAACCCAAAGCAAGAAAUGUUAUGCGAGGUAGAGGAAGAGGCUAUUGGCAAAACAGGCGAGUAAACCAGACAGAAAAUGGAACCGAAAAUAGUGAAAGAGAUCAAUCACAAUGUCGAGAAGGGGAAAGUAAGCAACCACAAACAAGGUGGACACCAAGAGGUCGAGGUCGAGCUCGAGGAAGAGGAAGGGGCCAAUGGCAAAACAUAAACAGAGGAAGAAGCCAGUCUCGACCUCGAACAAAAGGCCAAACGCGAUUAGAAGAGCAAAAAGGUGAUCAGUCAGAAACAAGAAGCCAGUUGCCAACUCAGGUCGACAGAAGCAAUAAACAAAAUAAGGAAGAUGAAAAGUUACAGACUUGGAGCAGAACAAGUGGUUCAACGUGGAUCAGAGAAGGGAAAAGUAAUGUAUACGUAGGGAAAAGCAUGUCGGAAACUCAAACAAAAAACUAUGAAACCGAUGCAGAACAAAAGCAAAGACAAGAACCCACGAUGGUAAAAGAUGCAAGUCGCAAUCUUGCAACAACAGAAACAAUUAAUCGCAAAUAUGGCGUUGGGCAGUACCGGUCCCAAAUUCGAGCCAAUAGAAUGAACGAAAUCAAUCCUGUUUUAGUGCAAAGCGAGUCACUAAUUCAAAACGGGGAAAGCAGAUUCUCUAAAGGCGAGAAGGAGACUAGUCGUGAUUUCAGCACUCACAGUAUCACCACCGGUCGUCAACUUUUACAAAGACAAACGCUAAAUCAGAACAGUGAUAGUACAUUCUCUAAAGGUGGGAAGGGGACUAGUCAUAAUUUUAGCACAGUGAAAUCGGCUGGCAAUAUUACCAUCGGUCGCCAGCUUGACCAAAGACAGACGCUAAAUCAGAACAGUGGGAGUGCAGUUUUUAAAGCCCAGAAAGAGGCCAGUUGUAAUUUUACGACAGUGACGCCGAGUGCCGAUCUCGCGCAUCGUCGCCGUCUCCUUGAACAAAGGCAGAGGUUAAUUCAAAACAGUGAGAGCACUGGAGAUAGAGGAAAAACCCACUAUAAUAGAUCGACAUACUUUGAAGUUGGGCAAGACGCUAGUAGUCACUUAGGGUCGGCAAGAGUGGGACAUAAUCUGUCAACAUGGCAAACGGUUAGUCCAAGACAGAGCCAGAGGCUGAAUCAAAAUUAUUAUCGGUCACAAACUUCGCCUAAAUCAAAUGGGUGUUGCAUACUUUAAGCCUAAAUCAGGAUAGUGAAACGAGUUUCUCUUUGGUCUAAUUAUAGUCUACUUAUAUGUACAUGAAUUGCAAAUAUUUUAUUUGUUGUAUUAAUUAAUUAUAAUUUAAAUUAAAUUAAAUUUUUUUUAUAGCAAAUGCUAAAGCGUGCUUUAUACAACUCAAAUCAACAGAUCAAGGAACAUUUUAACUGCAAGGCUAGAUAAAAAGAUAGUUUAAGAGGGCUCUAUAGCAAAUAGGCAACCAGCAAUA